Ilex paraguariensis (yerba mate) is the source of this 1394-nucleotide messenger RNA. The record is from the annotation of a GenBank genome assembly. Lineage: Eukaryota; Viridiplantae; Streptophyta; Magnoliopsida; Aquifoliales; Aquifoliaceae.
GAGAGAGAGAGAGAGAGAUGAAUGGUCAUAUGGACGUGGUGUUGUUGAGCUGGGUAGUUUUGAUGGUGGGUGUUAUCAGUAUUGCAGAUGGUGCAGUUUCUCCACAUCUGUUGGACAGGAUAAGUAAAAUAAACAAGGAGGGCCCAUACUUGGGCAUUGUAGUGCCUAACAGUUUUGAAAUGAACCCUCUUCUCCAAUCUCAAAGUUUUGUUGCUGAUCAAAACCAUCCCUACUUGGAUUUUGCAGGACGAAGGUUUCGGUUCGGAGAGAUUGAAAAUAAAAGAGUUAUUGUUGUUAUGACAGGGUUGGCCAUGCUUAAUGCAGGCAUAACCACACAAUUACUGUUGACUCUAUUCAAUGUGAAAGGAGUUCUGCACUUUGGAGUUGCUGGUAAUGGAAAUCCUGAACUCGAAAUCGGAGACGUGACCAUCCCUCAGUACUGGGCUCAUACGGGCCUAUGGAAUUGGCAGAGGUAUGGAGAUGGGCCUAAUGAUGAACUGGCUCUAGAAUCCAAUGGAGACUACACAAGAGAGGUUGGCUACCUUAAAUUUUUCAAAUUCAACAAUGACACAGAAACUGGCGAGUCCUCGGAUAACCUCCUCAACAAUGUUUGGUACCAACCAGAAGAAAUAUUUCCCAUUGAUGGAUAUCCUGAAAUGAGGCAGCAUGCCUUUUGGGUUCCAGUCAACAACCACUACUUUUCAGUUGCCCAGAAACUCGUGGGUAUGAUGUUGAAUGGAUGUGUGAAUUCUACAUGUUUGCCAAGAACACCAAUUGUGACAAGGGUAAAGAGUGGCGUUAGUGCAAAUGUGUUUGUUGACAAUGGAGCUUACAGAGAGUUCUUGUAUUCCAAAUUCAAUGCAACUCCAAUUGACAUGGAAAGUGCAGCAGUGGCUCUGGUUUGUUUGCAGCAGAAGAAACCUUUCAUUGCCAUUAGAGCACUCUCUGAUUUAGCUGGUGGAGGUUCUUCAGUGUCUAAUGAGGCUGAUAUUUUUGCAACAUUGGCCGCUCAAAAUGCUGUUGAUGUUGCUAUUGGUUUCAUUUCCUUACUGUUCCAAUGAAUUCCAACCAUCCUGUAUGCUAUUAUAUUAUAUUCGCUUCGAAAUAAGGCGUCAAUUGGUUGUAUGUGGUGGUGGCGACAGGGAGGUUGGGGGUACACAGGCCAUUUGAUGUUUAUUCUACUUGUUAGAGUAUUUUAAUAAAAGAGUACUUUUAUACGGAAACUCAAUUUCACGUUAAUUAAAUUUGUAAAAGUACUUGAAUAUAUAUACAUAUAUAUCUAGCCAUUGAAUUUAUUAAGACUUUGAGACUCUCACAUGCCCAAGAGUGAGAGCUUUUAUUUCAUUCGAUUGUGGAGAUCUAGUUGACACAUUAUAGAAAGGUGUCAAACGAAG